AUUCUUCACCAGUCGUUUCCUGAAUACUGCGGUGUUGGAGACUAUUUUCCAGUACUGGGAGGAUCUUUUUGUGGACUGGUCUAAUUACUGAGAUUUAAGACACAGUUUAUAUCAAACCCACUCUUCAGGAGAGACUAGAAGGCAAACAGGAGGCUAGAGCAUGCUCUUUGCCUAGCUCUGCCCGCAGUGUGUGUGUGUGUGAGUGUGUGCGCGCGCGUGUGUGAGCGUGCGUGUGCGCAAACCGCACGCAUGACUCGCGCGUUCUCCCGGGUACCACAAUCAGACCCCAGAGCGAAAAGAGGGAUCACAGGCGUCCCAGCACUUUGAGAGAUGGUGAUUUUCGACUGAGGAGUCACUGAAGCUGUGCGGAGGCUGCAUUAAUCGCUCCAGACACCAGCAGACAGAAUGAAGCGACCUGGGGCUAUCUUCCUCCCCCUGUUCCUCCUCCUCUGUAUCUCUCUGCCCAUACACUCCAUGAUCUCCAACUGUGUCAUCAAGCGAGAGGAGGAACGAUGCAUGGAGAGGAUCGCGCUUCACGACCCAUCGCAGGACCAGGAGUUCGGUUGUGCUUGGGAGUGGGAUAACCUGACAUGCUGGUCAGCAGCGGGCGUGGGCGACAUUGUGGUGGUCAGCUGCCCUGAGCUCUUUGAGUUCAUGAGCCCUGUAGAAGGGCUUGGGAAGAUCAGUAGGAAUUGUACAGAGGACGGUUGGUCAGAGCCGUACCCGCAUUACGUGGAAGCUUGUCUCUCUGAGGAAAACACCACCAAGCCGGAUAUGUACUACGCAUCAGUGAAGGCUCUGUACACUGUGGGCUACAGCACGUCUCUGGUAUCCCUCACCACCGCCAUGGUCAUCCUGUGCAGGUUCAGGAAGCUACACUGCACCAGGAACUUCAUCCACAUGAACCUGUUCGUGUCGUUUAUCCUGAGAGCCAUCUCGGUCUUCAUUAAAGACGGGGUGCUGUAUGCUGAGGAGGACAGUGACCACUGUUUUGUCCACACGGUGGCGUGCAAGGCGGUGAUGGUGUUCUUUCAUUACUGCGUCAUGUCCAACUACUUCUGGCUGUUCAUUGAGGGCCUGUAUCUCUUCACCCUGCUGGUGGAGACCUUCUUCCCGGAGAGGAGAUACUUUUACUGGUACACCCUCAUCGGCUGGGGAACUCCAACUAUAUGCGUGACCAUAUGGGCGGUUCUACGGCUGCAUUUUGAUGACUCUGGUUGCUGGGAUAUGAAUGACAACACCGCCCUCUGGUGGGUCAUCAAGGGACCUGUGGUUACUUCAAUUAUGAUAAACUUUGUGCUCUUCAUUGGGAUCAUCAUCAUCCUCGUCCAGAAGCUGCAGUCUCCAGAUGUCGGAGGGAACGAGUCCAGCAUUUACCUCAGCUGUGCUCAGAAAUGCUUCAGUGAGCCCGCACAGGCUGUCCAGCAUUCGUGCAGGAUGUCAGAGCUUUCUACCAUCACCCUGAGGUUGGCUCGCUCCACUCUGCUGCUCAUCCCUCUGUUCGGGAUUCACUACACCGUGUUCGCCUUUUCCCCAGAAGAAGUCAGCAAGCGGGAGAGGCUAGUGUUCGAGCUCGGACUCGGCUCUUUCCAGGGCUUUGUGGUGGCUGUGCUGUACUGCUUCCUGAACGGAGAGUUUCUGCCUGAAGGUGCAGUCGGAGAUCAAGAGGAAAUGGCGCAGCUGGACGGUGAACAGAUACUUUGCUGUGGACCUGAAGCAGCAGCGUCACCCUUCGCUAGCGAGCAGCGGCGUGAACGGGGGAACGCAGCUGUCCAUCCUGAGCAAGAGCAGCUCACAGAUCCGCAUGUCCAGCCCCCAGGCCGAGAGCGCCACCCUCAACCUGCCGACCUGAGCGUCCCGGCGGACGAGCCAGCUCCGAAUCCGAUCCCAUAACUCCGCCCCUUUCUGAUUAAACCCUGCUCUAGCCUCGGGGUCUCGCUCCCUGGACCGGCUGAAGAGGCUCUCUAAUUAUCAAUAUUUGUCCAUUAAUGAAAAAUACAUGACACAUGACAACAUAGAAAUUAGGAUUUUUGUUCAAAAAAUUGUUCUUAAGAGCAUCGAUGCUAGUCUAGGGUUCUACCAGGUAGCACUAGAAAUCAGAUUCAGUGCAAAAUAUCAUCAUCUUCAUCAUCAUCAUCAUCAUCAUCAUCAUCGUCUAUAUUCUCAGUGAUGUUCGGUCCAAUCCGAUGGAAACACAUCUGAUCUCGGACGACCCACAAUCCGUUCUUAAUCCUGGAACUAAUUUUCCAGCUGGAGUGUGUAACAGAUGUGUGUUACUCCGAUUAGUGACGAAUAACCGCAAAUAAAUUAGGACGUAAGAGCAGCGAUGAGCAGAAACGGACAACACUGAGGAAUCUGAUUCCAAAAAUCUGAUACUGGAUACAUCGAAAAUCUGGCAGUGAUCAGAUAUCCACUCGCUUCUCGUCAGUGAUUCAGUUCAUCUCUCAUUUUGUGCUGCAGAGAAACCGGGAAUCUCCUGGCUGUGAGGAAUAAAAGACUUGAGGUGUUCUGCUCUUUCCUCCAGCAGCAGCUCUCAUCUGUUUUAUUCCUCUGUUACUGCAGAAACAUACAGACACUUAGAGUUACUUUCAGUAUCUGUGAGGCAUCAUCAUCAUCACCAUCAUCAUCAUCACCAUCAUCAUCAUCAUCAUCAUCAUCAUCAUCAUCACCAUCAUCAUCAUCACCAUCAUCAUCAUCAUCAUCACCAUCAUCAUCAUCACCAUCAUCACCAUCACCAUCAUCAUCAUCACCACUAUCAGCAUCAUCACCAUCAUCAUCACCAUCACCAUCACCACUAUCAGCAUCAUCAUUAUCAGCAUCAGCGAUCUCUCUUUCUCUCUCUCGCUCUCUCUCUCUUUUUCACUCUCUCUAUAUUCACUUUUUCUCUCUCUCACUCCCUCUUUUCACAUUUUAGCAUUCUCUCUCUCUCUCUCUCUCUCUCGCUCUAUCUCUGUCUCUCUCUCUUUUUCACAUUCUCGCAUUCUCUCUCUCCCUCUCUCUCUUUUUCACAUUUUCGCAUUCUCUCUCUCUCUCUCUCUCUCUCUCUCUCUCUCUUUCACAUUUUUGCAUUCUCUCUCACUUUCUCUCUCUCUCUUACAUUUUCACAUUCUCUCUCUAUCUCUCUCUCUCACUCUCUAAAUCAUUCACUUUCUCUCUCACUCCCUCUUUCCACCCCCCCUCUCUCUUUCACUUUCACAUUCUAUCUCUCUCUCUCUCUCUCUCUCUCUCUCUCUCUUUCAGUUUCACUUUCUCUCUCUUCCUCCUUCUACUCUUUCUCUCCCUCUCCCUAUUGAUUGUUCUCUCCCCUCUCUAUCUCUCUCUCUCUCUUCACUGUCUCUAUCCCUCAUUUCACGCUCUCUCUUUUACUUUCACAUUCUCUCUCUCUCUCUCUCUCUCUCUCUCUCUCUCAGCUUCACUUUCACUUUACCUCUCCCUCUAAUUGUUCUUCUCUCUCUCUCUUCCAUUCUCUCUCCAUUUUUCUUUCACUUUUUCUUUCUCUCACUUUUACCCUCUUUCUUUCACUUUCCCUUUUUUGCUCUCUCUCUCUCUCUCUCUCUCUCUCCUAUCAGGGCGUCACCGACACUGGAGACUCCUUCCCUAAACCCGUUACAGAUGUACUGCUUAAAUCACAUUCCAUUUCAUUCCGUUUACAUUCCGGUCAUCAGCCACAGAUACAGAUACAGAUACAGAUAGAGAGCAGAACUGGUUUUAAAUCCUUAUCCAGAUGCUUAAUGCAGUAUAUUUUUCUCUUAAUGAAACGUAACCAUCGUUACAUAGAAAAAAUACGAAAGUGAAAAAAAAAAAAAAAAAAAAGUGCACCAGAUUUACGAAGCGAAUCGAUGUUAAAAUACUCGGUGUUUCUGCCAUCGUCCCUUCCAGAGUAAGAAGUGCCAAAAUCUGAUUAUUUUCAUAUCGUCUUUAUCUGUAAAAUAGUGUUUCCUUUUUUCUUUUUCAAAGUGACCAUGUGAAAGAAAUUCUCUCUAUAUUCAGCAGCGUCGCUUGUAAAAAAAAACGGCUCAAGCUUCCGUCGUGAAAACGUGCGUCUCGAUGAUAAAAAAAAAAAAAAAAGGCUGUAAAACCUCUUUUAUUUAUUUAUUUAUUUUUCCUUCAGCCGCAAGUACAGAGUAUGUCAACAACGUGAAGACUCGGGAAAUUAAUAUCUAUAUUGACGUAAAUAUGGUAUUAGUUGAAGUCUGUUGCUAUUUCUUUUGUCUGGAUGUUGUUGUAAGUGCUGCGGUGCAGCAAGUGUGACUCAUUAAAAUAAAAAAAAUAAAUAAAUAAUAAAUAAAUAAAUAAAUAAAAAUUUAAAAAUAUAUAUAUAUAUAUAUUCAACAUCUGAUAUCCAAAAAAUAUAUAAAUAAAUAAAAAAGACAUUUAUGUUACAAAAUUACCACGGAAUCAUAUCAACACUAAUGGACAACUAAAUAAAUAAAAAAAAUAAAUUCUAAUAGAAAGACAAAUUGGUUUAUAAUUACGUUUAAAGGCCGGUAAAACAUUUAGUGAUUUAUUUACAGUAUUAUAAUAAUAUAUAUUAAAUUAAAAUAUAAUAAUUGAGAAUUAUAUUAUAUUAUAUUAUAUUAUAUUAUAUUAUAUUAUAUUAUAUUAUAUUAUAUUAUAUUAUAUUAUAUUAUAUUAUAUUAUAUUAUAUUAUUUUAAAGUGCCUGCUGGUUAAUUAUUAUAUCUAAACAAACAAAAAACUAUAAAACCGAUUAAAUUUGUACCAUUGAUGUCUUUCAUUAGCUUGAGAACAGCGGAGAUCUAGUGCUAUCGUAGUUAUAGGAAUAUUUUUUAAAACCAUCUGUUGGUGCACCACAGACUGUGAUCACGUUCGACGUCAUUGAGAUGAACUGCAAAUAAAAAAAGAAAUCUAGGGCUAAAACGUUUCAAAGCGAGCUAGCGAGCGAUAUGGAUCAAUUCUCAGACCCUUUACGGAGUGAAGUCUGAUGUCAAUCCAGUCAUGCAACCAAAACUUUGCUGACAAUCAUAAUUAUUAUUUUUCUGGGUUUUUUUUUUUUUAUUUUAAUCCUUUAUCGUGACUGAUUUAGGGACAUAAACAUCGCUGAGUGUGCUUUCGGUCUCGUUCAGUCAGAAAGUAAGUGUCAGUGUAGAAUAUUAGCAAAGCUAAACCAGUCAUUAUUCUGUGAAUUUAAAAUAAUAAUAAAAAUAAAUGAAAAAAAAAAAAAAAAACAAGUCACAUGCAGUAUGAACCUGCUUGGAGUGCAGGAUGAGAAGAUCUCUCGCUUUCUCUAGGUUUAAUCUUGUCCUGUAAAGGCGUGUGUGUGUGUGUGUGUGUGUGUGUUGAUCGUCUCUUGGUGUGUUGAGAGCCGGGUUCGAGCCGUGUCAUAUCCCUGAUGUUAUACCUGAUGGCUGCUUGUGGAGCCUCAUAAAGGUGUAAGAGUUUCUCGAAUCCAUGACCGAAUCCUAAUUCAUUAAUAAAGGUGUCAGUAAUAAAGUGAUCAUUAACCCUUAUGAAUACAACAGAAUGCUCAGUGAUGGAGUGAAGCAUAAUAAAGGUAUAGAGCAGGUUUAUUUUCAGUCUGUGAUCAAGCUACAUCUGAUCAAUAUCAUGAGGAUUCACUGCACUGAAGAACCAGUGGAAAUGGUUCCGGUCGAAUUCACUCAAGAUGGAAGUCAAGGGGCAGAUGAUGAAGAUGAUAAGGAUGAUGAAGAUGAUAAAGGUGUUAAAUACUAACACUUACAGUUUAUUCAGGCUUCUAAAUGGAGUUGUUUCAGUUUUUAUCCAUUUUUAGAUACUUUAAAUGUUAAGGAAUGUCUGUGAGACAUCAUCAUCAUCAUCAUCAUCAUCUCUCUGUUUGUCUCUCUCUCUCUUGCUAUCUUUCUAUCUCUUUCUCUCUCACCACCACCCCCCCACUCUCUCUCCAUCCUCUCAUUCUGCCUGUCUUUUUUCUCUCCCCCCACUCUCUCUCUCUCUCUCUCUCUCUCUCCCUCUGCCUGUUCCCCCUCCUUUGCUCACCCCCUCUCACACCCCUCACUGUCUUUCUCUUUCAUUCCCCCCCUCACUCUCCCCCCUCCCCCUUCCUCCUUGCACUCUGCCUGUUCCCCCUCCUUUGCUCUCUUUCUCACACACACUCUCUCUCUCCCUUCUCUCUUUCUCUCUCUCUCUCUCUCUCUCUCCUUCCUCUUUCUCCCUCUCCCAGAAACACAAACAAAUGACAACAAUUGGAUUUAAAAAGUACAUUUUACUUUAAACUGGAAACGUUUAAAUGUUUCUUUUCCCAAAAUAAAUUUUAUUAAAUUUCUCCUUUUGCAUCAAAAAAGUUUCACUGUGCAUCAGUAAAAAAAAAUUAGUAAUUAGUAUUUUUUUAAAGAAAUUAAUAUUAGAAAAACUUGUAGAUUUUUUUUUUAUUUAACUUUGAAACACUGAUCUGAUCUGUAAAUUGAGGAAUUUAAAAAUGCUUAAAAUUCCUGAAAAUAAAUAAAUAAAUAAAUAAAUAAAUAAAUAAAUAAAUAAAUAAAUAUUAUGUCCAGGAUUCAUGAACUGCCCUUAGACUUCCACGACAAGUGAUUUUCGACAAAAACUUUUUCUUUAUUUGUUUCAUUUCCAGUUCAGGAAAAAUAGAAAACAUUGAUUGUCUUCUGUAAUGACAUGUAUGUAAUGUACGCAGUAUGUUUUGUAUAGAAAAUGUCUUAUUUUGUUUGUUUGUUUGUUAUAAAGCAUUGGAGCAUUCCUUUACACUCGCUCUCUAAGUUCAGCUUGUUAUUAUUCCCCCUUUUUUACCUAAAUUUUUCUUUAUUAUUAUCCGACACACCGAGAGAACAAACGAUGCGUUCAUCCCAGUGAGACGCAGAUGUCCAGGAAGGAAUGUAUUCCAAAAGAAAGCGCGAAAGGAAGAAUGAAAGAAAGGAAAGAUGGUGUGUGAAAUAGAAAGGGGGAAAUAAAAUUAAAAAAAGCUGCUGCUUUCUGUGUUCUUGACACCAGCUGUCUUUCUGAGUGAGCGUGCUCAGAAGGUAACGACCAUGUCUCGAAGCUGUUAGAAACCAAUACCAGCUCUGUGUGUGUGUGUGUGUGUGUGUGUACCUGCCACUGGGUGGUGUCGUGUUCUUCUCUGUCAUUACUGCGCUCAUCCUGAAGAGAGCCCUUAAAGCCACACACGGCUCUCGUCGUACGGCGGCCCUUCGAAACCCUUGAAUGUACCGAAUCGAAUCGUUAUCGUACUUUCAGAGCGACUUGUCGUGAAUCCUAGCCUGCUCUUUUAUUUCCUUUUCCCUCUUUUUCCACCAUGUGUAGUAAAGCUUCUUGGUAAAACAGCUGCGUGUUUUUUCUACAUGUCCAACUUUCACUGUAGAUAAAGAACAAACCUUGGUAUUUCUGACUGUCUGUGCCAAAUUUUUGUAUCUGUGUAUGGACUUUUAAUCGUCCGCUUCGCAGCCAGGAGACGCGGUGGGAGGUGGCUUCGUUUGUUCAUAGUCAGUUAAUAGUGUAUUAAAAAAAAAAUGGACAAAAAUGAACUAGCAUUCAUAAACAGGGACACUGGUUGUAUAAGAUUCUUUGAGAAUUUCUAUUUAUUUCUUUGUAAAAGUGCCAAAAUAUUCAAUAAAUCGAUGAAACAAUGA
This is a messenger RNA of Hemibagrus wyckioides, 7575 nucleotides long. RefSeq names its product adenylate cyclase activating polypeptide 1a (pituitary) receptor type I (gene adcyap1r1a). The record is from RefSeq and is a predicted model, not a curated record. Gene Ontology annotation, cellular component: neuron projection; plasma membrane. Gene Ontology annotation, molecular function: peptide hormone binding; vasoactive intestinal polypeptide receptor activity; G protein-coupled peptide receptor activity. Gene Ontology annotation, biological process: adenylate cyclase-modulating G protein-coupled receptor signaling pathway; cell surface receptor signaling pathway. The transcript is spliced from 15 exons. NCBI's taxonomy places the organism in Eukaryota, Metazoa, Chordata, Actinopteri, Siluriformes, Bagridae. The coding region runs from base 406 to 1893 and encodes 495 amino acids.